Penicillium odoratum is the source of this 273-nucleotide messenger RNA. RefSeq lists its product as uncharacterized. The coding region runs from base 1 to 273 and encodes 90 amino acids. The record is from RefSeq and is a predicted model, not a curated record. Lineage: Eukaryota; Fungi; Ascomycota; Eurotiomycetes; Eurotiales; Aspergillaceae. The transcript has a single exon.
AUGUGCCAGCUGAACGUUCUAGACUACGGUAAGAUCCCCGGAGGUUGCGGCCAUCUUUGGAUCCAGGGUGUCGACCAAUGCCCCACGGCUGCUAAUGAUUGCUCGAUGAUCCUAUGCAAAGAACUGAUCCACAAAGCUAUUGUUCCACACACGCCUCUUUUCUUCAGAAUUCGGAAUUGGUUCAAGUCUGGCCAUAACAAUGUGGCCGGACUUUGCCCUUCUUGUGUUAAGGGGAUGACGGUUCCUGUGUCCAUUGGUGCUAGUCAUGUUUAG